This is a messenger RNA of Meriones unguiculatus (Mongolian gerbil), 6980 nucleotides long. It is a transcript of the gene Armc7, whose product is annotated as armadillo repeat containing 7. Gene Ontology annotation, molecular function: protein binding. Lineage: Eukaryota; Metazoa; Chordata; Mammalia; Rodentia; Muridae. Bases 288 to 884 code for a protein of 198 amino acids. The record is from RefSeq and is a predicted model, not a curated record. The transcript is spliced from 3 exons.
AGCGGUGUGGAGACUUCGGUGAGGGGUGUGCCUCCGGUUCCAGAGAUCCCCGGCGUGUCACCCGGGUUGAGUUUCAGUUUUCAAACCCGGCUCCGACAGGACCCUGAGACGCCCGCCCACCCACCCCCCCCAGCGCAUCUCCAGCUGCCAAUCACUGCAGACUCGGAACCCAGGACACCACUGGGUUAGCCUGCCGCUCUGUCGCCGCGGGGACAGGUCAGGAUCCAGGCGAGGGUUUCCCGCGGCCUCGCGGCUGCUUCCUUCCCGGCUCCUUCGCCACUUCAGCCAUGGCACAGAAACCCAAGGUAGACCCCCACGUCGGGCGGCUAGGCUACUUGCAGGCGCUGGUCACGGAGUUCCAGGAGACCGAGAGCCAAGACGCCAAGGAGCAAGUCCUCGCUAACCUUGCCAACUUUGCCUAUGACCCGAGCAACUACCAGUAUCUACGGCAACUGCAAGUCCUGGACUUAUUCCUCGAUUCGCUGUCAGAAGAGAAUGAAACCCUGGUGAAGUUUGCUAUUGGGGGCCUCUGCAACCUGUGCCCAGACAAGGCCAGCAAGGAGCACAUCCUGCAGGCAGGGGGCAUCCCACUCAUCACCAACUGCCUGUCCAGUCCUGACGAGGAGACGGUGUUAUCUGCUGUCACCACACUCAUGUUCUUGAGCUCACCGGGCACCCGCUCCCAUCCUGAGCUAACCUCCCUGCCCGUGGUCCAGUGCAUGCUGCGCUUUUCUCUGUCAGCCAACACGAGGCUCCGGAACCUGGCCCAGAUAUUCCUAGAAGACUUCUGUUCCCCAAGCCAGGUGGCUGAGGCACACAGCCAGCAGGCCCAUUCUGCCCUGGGUAUCCCACUGCCAAAGAACGAGGCCCCACAGCAGCCAUGAGACUCCAAGAUCCUGCCUGAGACCAGUCCUGGCACAGGUACAGGAAGAAGAAGGCUAAUAGCAUCUUGAGGCCAUCCUGCCCAAGUGGUGCCCGUCAGCUGUAUGCAGCACAAAGUCUGAGCAUGGAGCACAUUUGCGUCCUAGAAAAGCAGUAGGAGUGAUGAAGCCAGACUUGAGAUGCUAAGAGGAGAAAACCAAAGCAGGUCUGGUUUUCAUGGACUGGCACUCAACAAACUACAGACAGAAGACCACUCUGGUGACCCCAGGGCCCAGCUAACAUCCUCAUGUAAAAAGCUUUUGCCCAUGGGUGUACUCAAAAGUAGCUGCUAGAACCGAGAUGUGGGAGAGAGAUCAGUUGGGUCUAGAGACCCAACUAGCUGGGAAGGUACUGAGGGGUGACUCCUCCAGUACAGAGGCUGGGCAUAGUAGACAUUGACAUGGUAGCUCUGCAGCCCAGAGACAACUGUCCACACAACUCUGCUCUCCACUAGGCACCAUGUAAGGAGUUCAGAGCUGAAGCCUCUGCCCCUCGCUGUCACAGCUCAGUGACAGUUCACUAAAUGGCUGUCAAGCGUUAGGAGUAAGGCCCUCCAGGUCUGAGGAGCAGACGAAAGACUGGAGAGCUGGGUGUGGAGCUGUACACCUAGAUUCUUUGGAAAGGCCCUACAUGGGGUCCUGGGAUAUAGACACAGUGACUUCAGCUCUCCUUGUCACCAGUCUGUGGACUUCUCAUGUACCAGCUGUCAACUGUAGCAUCCUUGUCUCUUCAGAAAAGUUGCUCUGGCCCCCUCUGCCAUGAUUGGACCUUCUGACACUUGGGUGAAAGCCCUGGGCAUGCACCCUUCCUGAGCUAUCCAGAUCUGCUUCCCACCACUCUCCCAGGAGCCGCCAGCCUCCAGCAGCAGCUGCCAACCCCUUAGGACCCUGAUGCAGACCUUGAGUAACAACAUCUAGAAACUAGAUGCUAGCAAGCACAGUGGCUCAACAGAGGCAGGAGGAUAGUCCUGAGUUUGACACCAGCUCACCUAGGGAGUUCCUGGUCAACUUGGAUCAUGGAGUAGUAAGAACCUGUCACAAAGAAAAGUAACAAGGACAGCGAGAUCCUGUAACUGGUGACCUCUCCCACCUCUGCCAGUGCGAGGAACAAAAUGAAACUAAGGGGAAAGAGUGAAAGGAGGGCAGACCUAAUGAGAAGGAGAUCAACAAGUUGUGGAGGGGGCUGCCAGUACAGCCACUGGAUGAGGGAAGGAGGAAGGCCUCAUAGCAGUGAGUCCCCCCUAGGCACUGGUCAUUUUUUUGUCCUAGAAAAAAGGGCCUUCAAAGAACCAGAGCCUUGAUUUUGAUUUUUAUUAAAAACCUACUGACUGAUUUUCCACUGUAUUUCUGUGCGGGCCUUCUGGGUGUAGCCAUCUUGAGAGGGGCGGGAAGGCAGAGUUGGUUCACGUGGAGGUCACAGUGGCUCCUUGCUUGGAGAAAGUCACCUGACUGUAACCUGUCGACCCACCUCAGGGUCCUUCACAGGCUGGCUCGCUUGCUGUCUAUGAUCCCCCUCCAGUUGUCACUCCAGGAGAGCAGCCGUCUCCUGGUGGGGGGCAGAGCCAGGUGCUGAUUGUGGCAGCAGGUGAACAAGAUGUGCUCCCAUCUUGGGGUCUCCUCUAGGCCUGGGACAGGAAAGGCAAAGCAAGCGGUCUGUAAUCUGGUUAUUUUUACUCCUCUCCCUAAUCCCAGCAGGCCAGAUGCCUGGAGGUUGUCAGGUUAGCCCAACCUCGAAUAGUGUCUUUGUCAUCAAUGAGCAGGUCGCCCAUGACCACUGUCUUGUCUCUGGUCAGGAUAAUCCGCUCCACAAACUGAGACCCCAGGUGCUGCUCCACCCAGCGGUACUGUAUAGGAAAAAAAAAAAGUCAGUGGAACUUGCUAGGAUCAGUGAGGCAUGGGGCUAAGGGGGACUAAGCCGUCAAACGCGCGGGUACCCCUUUUGCCCAGCUCUCCCCCCCCCCCCUUUUGUGGCUUAUUUUUAAAAUCAAAUUUGGAAAGCUAAAUCUGCGCAGGCGCCAGCACCUUCUCUGCAACGCAGUGGUCGUACUUCCUCAGUGGGCUGGUGCAAAUGAAGACCUCCGUGCUGCGGAGAGAAGGGCAGUUAGAGCUAGGGCGCUGGUGUCCUCCCACCGCCCCCUGCCUACCCUCCUUACUCCUGCAUGUUGUUCAUCUCCCGCAAAGCAUCCACUGCCCCAGGAAUGGGCUCCAAGUUUAGGAAAAAGCCUGGAGCUUCAUAGACACUGACCACUUUCUCCUGAAAGAGACAGAUCUUGGUCCCGCGCCUGCCUUCCAGCAGGGGGAGCCCCAGAGAGUACCCACAAUAAGUCCAGGCUGGGGAUAAGGUGCUCGGGGAUGUGGGGGAGGCACGCUCAAGCUUUCCGGCACGGGGGUGAACUGUGGAUUCACAAGCCGGGGGUGCCUGAAAUAGAACCCAGAUGGCCCUGAUCAGGGGCGGGGACUAGAGGGUCCCCGUCUGGCCUCCUACCGCAAGGUCCGGCCGCAGGGCUCCAUACUGCUCACUGGCGAGGAAGCCCCGGCGCUGUUCUAGCGGCACGUGCGGAUCCCCAGGGAAGCGGCGGCGGAAUCCCUGCAGGAGGCCUGACUCGAAAUCGGCCAGCACGCCGUCCAUGUCUACCAGCACGCGUACUGGCCGCCGCACCGCCAUGGCCACGCCCGGGGCAACAAGCACGGAGGAUGCCAGUCCCAGAAACAAGCUUCCGGGACUCGAGUAGGGGGCGGGACCCGACCCGGCUCAUUUGCAUAGCGUGGCCCUUGAGGAACCUAGGAUGGUCUUGACCGCUGCUCCUAGGCAGAAUCAGUAUCCCUUCCCCCUCCCCACCACCUCCGAGAUCCGAAAUACCCUUGCAAUAGGGAACCUGCUGCACAUGCUUGCAUACUACCCUCUCUCCCUUGCUUGUCCAGGCUGGAAGCGGACAGGAGCACCCCCCAAUUCUGAGAUCGUGAGGCUCCCAGUUCAAGGAAGGGGGAAGGACCCUUGAAAGGAAACUGGGCAAGAACUAGGCUCUCAAGAGACGGACUCAUGAGCCAGAGUUGUUUUGAAACCGCAGCGUUGAUUUCAGUCUGAGUCUACUGCUUUUUCCGUGGAACCGAGCUCGCCUACAAAUUCAAAUUUCAAAUUCUUUCCUUCUAGAAAAUGCUAAGCAUUGACAUAUACACCUGUUUUUGCAGAUCUGAGUGAGCCCUCUUUCUGGCUCUUCCUCUCUAUCUAAUGGCUUUUGUUUUUUUGUUUAUCGAGACAGUAUCUAGACCAGGCUGGCCUCAAAUUCACGAAGAUCAGCUGUCCCUGCCUCCCAAUUGCUGGACUUAAAAGCUUUUGUUUUAUUUUUUAAAGAAAGGGUUUCUCCCCAUAACCCCUGACCUGUAACUCACCAUGUAGCACAGGCGGGGUUCAAACUCCCAGAGAUUCUCCUGCUCCUGCUGGGAUUAAAGGCAAGCGCUGCCACACGCUGCUGUCUCAUGACUCCUAAACUUAACUGUGACAGAAGCCGGACAUCUCACUUGAAAAGCCAGUUUAAAACAACGAAUCCCAGCACUCAGGAGGUAGAGGCAGGUGGAUCGCUGUGAGUUCCAAGACAGCCACAGUGAAGACCCUGACUCAAAACAAAAACCCGUUAAGCCCUUACUUUAGGACUGAAUUUUCACUAAGCCAAGCAACGCACAUAAACGGCGUUAAAAGGUUCAUCUUCAGAUGUGUUUCUCCUAUCCUUUGGGUGACUUUUAUUUAUUUUAAAAUAUUUUUAUUAGAGAAUUUCAUAAUGUAUGCAAUAUAUUUUUACCCUAUUCACCCUGGACUUCCUCUAACACCUCGUGGACCCCUCCCCCCUUUGGAACACGGUUUUAUGCACCCAGGUUUGUCUUGAAUUCAUUAUCUAUCUAGGUGAGCAUUUAACUCCCAGUGCUCCUGCCUGCCCCUCUUGAGUGUUGGGAUUAUAUGCAUGUACCACCGCACCCCAUACUUUAAAAGAUGUGGGUGUUUUGUUGACAUAUAUAUAUAUAUUCAUGCAUGCAGAGGCCAGUAGGCUCCAGGGGCUCUGGAAUUAGGGCCAGUUGUGAGCUGCUAAGUGGGUUCUGAGAACUGAACCUGUUUUUUCUUCAAGAGGAGCGAACUCUUUGUUGUUUUAAGAUUUCUUUUUUAUGUGAGUGCGUCAUUUGCACGUACACCUACACACCAGAAGAGGGCAUUAGACCUCAUUCUAGAUGGCUGGGAGCCACCAUGUGGUUGCUGGGAACCAAACUCCGGACCUCUGAAGAGCAGACAGUGCUCUUAACUGCUGGGCAAGCUCUCCAGCCCCGUAGCAAAUGUUCUUAACCACUAAGCAAUCCUCCCAGCACACCAACCCUGUUUUUAAAAAGUUUGAAGAUCAUAUGGCUUUACAGAUUUCCCCCUUUCUCCCCCCUCCACACGGUUUCUCUGUGUAGCCCUGGCUGUCCUGGAUUUGCUUUGUAGACCAGGCUGGCCUCAAACUCACAUCAAUCCGCCUGCCUCUGCCUCCCUGAGUGCUGGAAUUAAAGGUGUGUGCCACCAUGCCUGACUCUCAGAUCCUCUUUUCUAACCUGAGGUGCUGAACCCCCUCCAGAAAGUGUUUCCCCUAAAAUCUGCUCCAACAAUCUGAGACUGGCUGAGCAGCCACUCCCUCAGAACGCCUAUGAUGAGGUGCUUAUCUCUAUACUAAAAGUUAAGGCCAACCAUCAAGAUAGAACACCAGCCAGGGAGCUCCUCCCCAGGAACUCCACCCUUGUUAAGAGGCUGAAAAGGUGGGUACACAUUCCCUCCCUAUAAGACAACACCUAGUGUUAUAGGGCCAGGAAAGCCAUAUCUCCAUUCAUGCUAGCUUGCUUCAGUACACUGAAAUGAUCCUAGGCUUCAGCUGCCAAUUCAGCACUAUGUAAAAUGCUUUAUAACCUAGCAAUCCCUAUGCUUUUUCUAAGAUCUUUAUGUCUGUGCCACAUACGUAUAGGUGCGAGUGGUCAGGACAUCAGAUCCCUUGGAGCUAAACAGCUGGGGGCCACCUAAAGCGGAUGCUGGGAACCAAACUUUAAGAACAGUAAGCAGUCUUAGUGCUCAGACAUCUCUCCAGCCCUGUAAUCUUUCUCAAAGAUAUGCCUAGUAGCUCCAAGGCCUCAUUUCACCAGUAAGGAAGUAGACACCCAGAAGGCAUGGCAAAGAGCCCAGCCUGUCAGAAAACACAGGCGGACAAGUCAGGUUUUAAAGCCAGAUCUGGACACUGCAACAUGACGUUUGACCUGAAGCUUCCCGUUUGCUGAGCCCAGAAAGCCUCCGCCUCCGCUUUCCUGCUGCCACCUCGAUUGAGGGGCAUCCCGUUAUGUGGACUCUCUUUUGCAGCCUUCAUCUCUGAACCUUAACAUUACAGAUCUCAGGGUAGCUUUGAUCCUUGGUUUUGAUAGGACAGCAAUUGUGACAAGAACAAAAAGGACCUGCGCACAUAAAAGGCGGGCUGCGGCAGAGGUUCAAAGUCAGGGCCUCCUACAUCUGCCCCUGGCUCCAAAAUAGACUAAAUGUCACUGUUACUGUCUAAUACAAACGAUCAGAGGUAGAAAAGCUUGUCCUGACCAGCUAUGGUGGUGAAAACCUGCACUCCAGCCUGUGGGAAGCUGAAGUGAACUCAAUAAAAGCAUAGAGCAACAAUAAAAACCUAGCACAACAAAAAACCUAGCCUGUAUUUUUGGAAGAAAAUUCCACUUCCCCUUGGACUUUUAUUAUGCUGUUUAACUCUGAAUGCCUUUUCAAACCGUUGGGUGGAAUUGUUCCUAGGAUAGGUCCAGGAAGGACAUUCAAACUGUCAAAAAGACAGGGCUGAGAUGCAGCUGUCGGUAGAAAGCUUGCCUUGCAUGCAGGAAACCCAGGGAGGGUUCUACCCCUCAAGCACUGCAUAAAAACUAGGCACAAGGGCAAUACAAUACAGCACUUGACAGUGGAGUCAGGAGUUCAAGGUCAGCUUCAGCUACACAGUAGUUGCCCUCUCUCUUCCCCUCACAUAUAUACACCCCAAAAAAAAAAAAAAAAAAAAAAAAAGACAA